Messenger RNA from Penicillium lagena, 558 nucleotides. RefSeq names its product carboxymuconolactone decarboxylase family protein. Gene Ontology annotation, molecular function: peroxiredoxin activity. The transcript has a single exon. Lineage: Eukaryota; Fungi; Ascomycota; Eurotiomycetes; Eurotiales; Aspergillaceae. The coding region runs from base 1 to 558 and encodes 185 amino acids. The record is from RefSeq and is a predicted model, not a curated record.
AUGCGUCUUGAAUACACUUCCAAGGAACCAAAAUUUGUCGACGAAGCGGAUCAACAAAUCCUUACCCGGGUUUUGAAACGACGCGGUGGCAGCUUAAUCCCUCUGGAUCGAACUCUUCUUCACGCACCGUCCAUUACAGAUGGUUUCAAUGCGUUCAUGAUUGCCCUCCGAACGAGAAAUUCUCUCCCAGACGAUGUUAGAGAGAUUGCUUUUUGCCGGGUUGCAUCUUUGACAGGUUGCUGGUACGAAUGGGAGAUCCAUUCACCCAUUGCUGCCGCUGCAGGUGUCAGUCAGGACGGACUGCAGACACUCCGGGAUAGCCAAGCAACGGGUUCAAAGGGACUGAGUGAUCGCCAACUCAGUGUUGUGUAUUAUGCAGACGCAAUGACGAAAGCCGCGAAAGUUCCCGAAGAAGUCUUCAAGGCAGCAAGAACAUUCUUCAAUAACCAACAAAUGGUGGAGCUUACGGCUACUAUCGCAGGAUUCAACAUGGUGGCGCGUUUUUGUGUGGCAUUGGACGUUGGAGAAAAUAAUGACUUGAAGGAAGAUGCCGUCUAG